AUGGUGUCAUGGCUCUGGACUCAGACAGAUUGGGGUGUAUUGUGGUACAAGCUGGACCCCCCUCCUCCAUUGCUCUUCCUCUCCUGUGGAUCCUCCUCUUCAGGCUAGUGGAUGCACAAGGUCAGGGAUCUCGUCUGCGGCAGGAAGAUUCGCCACCCCGCAUCGUGGAGCAUCCUUCCGACCUGAUCGUGUCCAAAGGCGAACCCGCUACCCUCAACUGCAAAGCCGAGGGGCGGCCCACGCCUACGGUGGAGUGGUACAAGGACGGCGAGAGGGUCGAGACAGACAAAGAUGAUUCUCGGUCCCACCGCAUGCUCCUGCCCACCGGGUCACUCUUCUUCCUGAAAAUAGUCCACGGCCGCCGGAGCAAACCGGACGAAGGAGCGUACGUCUGUGUGGCCCGCAACUACCUCGGGGAAGCCGUGAGUCGUAACGCCUCCCUGGAAGUGGCAUUGCUGAGGGAUGAUUUCAGACAGAACCCUACAGAUGUCGUGGUUGCGGCAGGAGAGCCGGCCAUUCUGGAGUGCGUUCCGCCUCGAGGUCAUCCGGAGCCCACCACCUACUGGAAAAAGGACAAAGUUCGGAUCGAUGAGAAAGACGACAGGAUCAAGAUUCGAGGAGGAAAGCUGAUGAUCUCGAAUGCAAGAAAGAGCGACGCAGGGAUGUACGUGUGCGUGGGAACCAACAUGGUGGGAGAAAGAGACAGUGAGACAGCCCAAGUCACGGUUUUUGAACGGCCCACGUUCCAGCGGAGGCCGAUAAACCAGGUGGUCCUGGAGGAGGAGGCGGUGGAGUUUCGUUGUCAGGUGCAUGGAGACCCUCAACCCUCUGUCCGCUGGAGGAAAGACGACGUGGACGUCCCACGUGGAAGGUAUGACAUCAGGUUUGAUAAGGAGGAGUACGUGUUGCGGAUAAAGAAAGCAUCAGCUGCUGAUGAAGGAACCUUCACCUGCGUAGCAGAGAACCGUGUGGGUAAAGUGGAGGCCUCAGGGACUCUCACUGUAAGAGCUCGCCCUGUGGCGCCACCACAGUUCGUGAUCCGACCACGGGACCAGAUCGUGGCUCAGGGUCGCACGGCGACGUUCCCAUGUGAGACCAAGGGGAACCCUCAACCUGCCGUGUUCUGGCAGAAAGACGGCAGCCAGAACCUGCUGUUUCCCAACCAGCCGCAACAAGCCAACAGCCGCUUCUCCGUCUCACCCAGCGGAGCUCUGACCAUCACGGGCGUGCAGCGAGCAGACGGCGGCUACUACAUCUGCCAGGCGCUGACGGUCGCUGGCAGCAUCCUCGCCAAAGCCCAACUGGAAGUAACAGAUGUUUUGACAGACAGGCCACCACCAAUCAUCAGACAAGGCCCAGCCAAUCAGACUUUAGGUGUGGACAGUGUAGCUCUGCUAAAGUGCCAAGCAUCCGGGGAGCCCGUACCCACCAUCAGCUGGCUGAAGGAUGGAGUGAGUCUACUGGGUAAAGAUCCACGCAUGUCCUUGCAGGAGCUCGGCAGCCUUCAGAUCAAGAACAUAAAGCUUUCGGAUUCCGGCAUUUACACCUGUGUGGCUGCUAGCUCGAGUGGCGAAACCUCGUGGAGCGCCUUCCUGGAAGUCAAAGAAUCUGGUGGGAUAGUGCAGAUCAAGAACAGAGAAGAGGGUGAACUUCCUGGUCCACCCUCCAAACCUCAGGUCACUGAUGUCACCAAGAACAGCGUGUCUCUGUCCUGGCAGCCGGGCCUUCCCGGGGGUUCGCCCAUCACUUCAUAUGUGAUCGAGGCAUUCAGCCAAUCUGUGAGUAACAGCUGGCAAACUGUAGCAGAUCACGUCAAAACCACCCAGUUCACCGUUAAGGGCCUGCGACCCAACACUAUCUACCUGUUCAUGGUGCGCGCCGUCAACACACAGGGCCUGAGCGACCCGAGUCCCAUGUCCGAGCCAGUGCGUACCCAAGAUAUAAGUCCUCCAGCGAAGGGUGUAGACCACAGGCAUGUACAGAAAGAGCUGGGCGAGGUCAUCGUGCGCCUACACAACCCCGUGGUCCUCAGCCCCACCACCAUUCAAGCCACCUGGACCGUGGAUCGUCAGUCGCAGUUCAUCCAGGGCUACAGGGUUUUGUACAGACAGACGUCAGGGCUGUCGUCGCCGGGGGCAUGGCAGACCCAGGACGUCAAGGUUUCCUCCGAGAGGACCAUCGUGCUCUCGUCGCUGAAGAAGGGCAUCGUGUACGAGAUCAAAGUACGACCGUACUUCAACGAGUUCCAGGGAAUGGACAGCGAAUCGAAGACGGCGAGGACUAACGAAGAACCUCCCAGCGCUCCUCCACAGCAAGUGACGGUCCUCACUGUGGGAAAUCAGAACAGCACCUCCAUCAGUAUCUCCUGGGACCCGCCCCCUGUCGACCACCAGAACGGCAUCAUUCAGGAGUAUAAGAUCUGGUGUUUAGGUAACGAGACGCGUUUCCACAUCAAUAAGACGGUGGACGCGGCGAUCCGCUCGGUGGUGGUGGGCGGGCUGCAGGCGGGGCUGCUGUACCGGGUCGAGGUGGCGGCGAGCACCAGCGCAGGAGUGGGAGUGAAGAGCGAACCUCAGCCCAUCAUCAUCGGUAAAGACUUCCGAGAUGUGAUUGUGAGCGGGGACAAGAACAACAGCAUCACGGAGCAGAUCACGGACGUGGUAAAGCAGCCAGCGUUCAUCGCAGGGAUCGGCGGAGCGUGCUGGGUCAUCCUCAUGGGCUUCAGCAUCUGGCUCUACUGGAGGAGGAAGAAGAGGAAAGGACUCAGUAACUACGCCGUUCAGUCGUUCACCUUCACCCCGGCAGUGACGUUCCAGCGAGUUGACGGGGGCUUGAUGAGCAACGGCAGUCGUCCUGGUAUCCUAAAUUCCGGCGAGGCGAGUUAUCCUUGGCUAGCAGACUCUUGGCCGGCCACCAGCAUGCCUGUUAACAGCAGCUCCGGAGGACCCAGUGACCUCGGUAACUUCGGACGUGGAGACGUCAUGCCCGCGGGUCAGACGGAUAAAACGGGUACUAUGAUGUCUGACGGCGCCAUCUACAGCAGCAUCGACUUCACCACCAAGGCGGGAUUCGGCAGCUCGAGCCCGGCGUCGCAGGCCACUCCGUACGCCACUACGCAGAUCCUGCACUCUAACAGCAUCCACGAGCUGGCGGUCGAUCUGCCCGAGACCCAGUGGAAGAGCUCGCUCCAGACCAAACAGGAAAUGGCCAACCUGGGCUACUCGCUGCCUGAUAAGAACUCCUGCAACAACACACUCCUAUUCAUUCCCGACUACCGAUUGGCUGACGGAUUGUGUAAUAGAAUGCCGCACAACCAAUCACAGGAUUUCAGCACCACCAGCUCCCACAAUAGCUCGGAGCGGAGCGGCAGCCUGUCAGGUGGAAAAGGAGGAAAGAAGAAAAAGACCAAAGUAGGAGCCAAACCCACGAAGACCAACGGCUCCAACUGGGCAAAUGUCCCAUUACCACCUCCUCCCAUCCAUCCUCUGCCAGGCACAGAGCUGGAGCACUACAGCACCGAACACCAUGAAGGAGGAGGUUAUGACAGCGAUGGUUGGGGACACCCUCUGCCCGUGCAGACGUACCUGCACCAGGGAGUGGGGGAUGAGCUGGAGGAAGAGGAGGAACGUGUGCCAACCCCACCCGUCCGUGGCGUGGCAUCAUCUCCAGCAGCCAUGUCCUUCGGAAAGCAGUCCACAGCCACGCUGACCCCGUCCCCGCGAGACGAGACGCAGCCCAUGCUGCACGCACAUCUGGACGAGCUGGCACGGCAGUACCAGCUGGACAUGGCCAAGCAGACAUGGCACAUGCAGGGAGGCCCGUAUCCUCCUCAAGCCCCUGCUCCUCCCAUCGGCUACAUGUCCAGCACCCUCAUGUCCGACAUUGAGACGGAUCUCCCAGACGACGACGACGAUGAGGAGGAGGAGGAAGAGGAGGAAGAUGAAGGUUAUGAAAUGUCCCCACCACCGAUCCGCGGCAUCGAACACACGCCAGGAUCCAGCAUGGACAACUUGGACAGCUCGGUAACAGGCUCCAUGGUGAACGGGUGGGGCUCGGCAUCGGAGGAGGACGACCGGCCCUUUUCCAGCCACAGGUCCAGUGCUGGGAGCUCCUCUGACGGCUCUCUAUUCACCCACUGCAGCUUUGCCCGUGCGCUGGCAGCGGCCGCCGAUAAGGCAGGCUACCGCCUGGAUGGCACCAGCCUCACCAAGAGAGAUCAAUGCCUGGCCAUGAGACCUCGGCCUGCUAGUCCGUUCUCUACUGACGGCAGCAGCGUGGGAAUGCACAGCCUCGGUCACCAACGGGCGGCACGGCCCACUCGCAAAAACAGAGGACCGGGUACGGCUGUGCACUGCAGGGAUGCCAGUGCUGAUGACCUACCUCCACCUCCAGAACCCCCACCGUGCCAGGGUAUGCGCAUCCAGGGGCCGAGGAGCGUCGGAAACAUGGGCAGUCCUGGUGAACGUAAGGCCUCGUCCCUUGAGAGGCAGAAUAUGAGUAGUCGGGAUGAGGUGAAGAGUUCUUUGGAGAGGCAGACUCGUACGUCUCUAGAACGCCACAGACACGGCCAAGAAAGGCUCGGUUCCAUGGAGAGAGCAGACGAGGCCAGGAGAGCACAGAAGAACGGCACUGUCGCGGAAGAGGCCAUUCCACCCUAUAGCAAACCUUCAUUUCCAUCACCUGGGGGUCACAGUUCAUCUGGAACCACGUCCUCCAAAGGAUCGACGGGUCCUCGUAAAGCAGAGGGGUCACGAGGUCAGCACCAGCGCUCCAACACCGAGUACGGCGACUCCGGCUACACUGGGACCAACGGCCAGGGACAGUACUCCGGAGAGUUAUAGUAAGACGCUGUGGAUCAGAACUGACAUUUAAAAAGAAAAAAAGAAGAAAAGAAAAUGCUUUUUUCCUGCCCCAGAGAUGCCUCUGAGAUCCACUCGGUGAAACGGACACGUGCGCCGCGUCAGAAGGAAGAACCGAUCUUGUACGCCGGAGGUAAAGGCGGAAACGACACGUUGUAAAUGCGAUGUAAAAACAGACAGUCCCACGAUCUCGAUUUGAUGUUUUCUGUCCUAUUCAAGAACAAAUGAAAUACUUUCAAACACUUCGAUACUGACAGCCAUUCAUCCAGAGAAAAAGAAGAAGAAGGAGAAAAAAAAGAACAAAGAAGACUUCAAUUUCGAGUCCUUUAGUGAACUGGGAAAAAAAAGGGAACAUUUCCUGUAAAUAUGAAAUUUCUUGUUGAAAAUCGCUAUUGCAUCGCUAUGCAAGCCGGUUUCCGUUUGCUCACUUCCCCGUGUUCUUCAUGUGUAAUAUAUGUGAAUGAAAAUUUAAAAUUUUGGACGGCUGUGGUGCCAUAAAGAGUUCAUGGAUUUAUUCAUCGGUCCAUUGUUUCUGUUUACUUGCUGUUGUUAUUAUAAUUAUUAUUAAUGAUUUUUUUUUUGCACUGCAAUGUUUUGGUGAAAAGCACAAAAAGAAAACCCCCCCCACACACACACACACACUUAUCGCUCCCGCUGACAUGAAGCACCAGGGGAGAGGAGAUUUAAUGACUAGGAGUUGCUGUACUGUAACUAAAGAAAAAGAAAACAAAUAUAUAGCCAUGUACAGAGAUAUAUUAAACUACGAUUGUGUGCGGGAUUUAGUGCAGGAUUUCUGCAGCUGAGUCAGAAUCUCACGGUUUGGGGUGUUAUUUACUGGAAAGGGGUUCUCCUGAGGCUAGGAUCGGGGCACAGAAAAUACGUUUAAAACAAACCUACUUUGAAAUAAACUUUCAAAAAAUGAAACUGUUCAGAGAUUUAAUACACCACUGAGGCAAAACAUCAUGACCACCAUUGUGCUGCCAAAAGAGCUCUGAGGUGUCGAGGCUUGGAUUCCACAAGACUUCUGGACCUUAGCUGGAACUAAGACUUAUCCACAGAUCCUCCAUGGGUCAGACUUGCUUGUCCAGCACAUCUCACAGAUGCUUAACACCUUGGCAUCUCUCUGUCAUGCUCCUCAACUCAUAAACAAUGUGUGCAGUGUUUCAGAGCGCAUUAUUCUGCUGAAAGACGCCGCUGCCGUCACGGAACACCGUUUCCAAGGAGGGGUGUAACUUGGUCUGCAGCAAUUUUUAAGCAGGUUGGACGGAUCACAGUAAGAUACACAUGAAUGUCAGGACCCAAGAGUUCCCAGCAGAACAUUGCGCAGAGCAUCGCAACUGCCUCCCACUGUACAUCCUGGUGCCAUCUCUUCCCCACAUACACACGAUCCAACCUUCUUCCAUUAGUGUCUUGUUCGUACCCUCGCUUGCACAUUGCAGGUGAUAUGGAUGGUGGACAUGGACGUGGACACCAGGAUCAGCCAACAGACCUCGCUUGGUCUGGGCUUUCUUAAAGUCACGUAGGUUUGUCCACCUGCCCUGGAAACAAGACGUGGACCUUGAGAACCGAGUCUCAGCUCAAUGUCUAACUCAUCGCAAACCUUGAUGUAAUAAGAUACUCAAAAUUUUUAUCAUUUUGUCACGUGACGUCCAUAGACGUUUUGUAGUGCAGUACACAGGAAACAGAAUUAUGCGGCUCUUCUCAUGAGUCUUCUGGUCUGAAUUCUUUUGUUAUUUUGUCACGUGACACAUUUUAAUCUGUGAGCAGUCGUGAUGUUUUGCCCCAUGGUGUAUCAUGUCGGAAUUGAGUCUGGUAACACACGGCUCGCUGCUGUUCUUUGCUUUUUGCUUGUUUGUGUAUGUCUCUCUCUCUCUCUCUCUCUCUUUCUCUCUCUCUCUUUCUCUUUUUUACACACACACUCUUCCCUCCCUCGGGCAUCAAUCACUAUCAGUAACAUCAGCAAACAUCAAGUAUCAAGUGGAAUCUGUUGAGAUAUGAUGAUCGUGUCAUACGCUUUCGUCCUAUUGAUGAUCUUUUAAGUGAUUUUUGUUAGUUUUUAUUUGUUUGCUUGUUUGUUUUUUUUCUCCAAUAUCUCCUCCAAAAGACGGAUCACUCACUAAGCACUUAAAACGCAAGCGAUUUAAAAGCCAUAUAAACAAGAAUAAAGUGUAUGUUUUUUUUGUUUGUUUUUUUCCUCGAAAAAAUCAUACACAUCUCCGUUUAGUGCUUUUGCAAAACGACGGCACGCUGAGCUUCAUGAAAAGUGCGUCUCUUUAGGAGCGCAGCUGGAGAGCCACUUAGAACAAUUAUUUUCUGCCUUUUUUUUUUUUUU
Molecule: messenger RNA, 7191 nt
Organism: Clarias gariepinus (North African catfish)
Lineage: Eukaryota; Metazoa; Chordata; Actinopteri; Siluriformes; Clariidae
Gene: robo2
Product: roundabout, axon guidance receptor, homolog 2 (Drosophila)
Exons: 31
Coding region: 9-4841 (1610 amino acids)
Molecular function (GO): protein binding
Source: RefSeq, a predicted model, not a curated record